CACAUGAAUGUUUGUUUCUUAACUUUGAUGUUGCUUGCUGUGUUCACCAGCCAGCACCUGUGUCUGGUAUUCUGUGAUGUGUGUGUCCCCGCCCAGGACAGGUUAGUCCACAUCCGAGUCCUGCCGUCAUAUUGCAACAGAGUCUCCUCAGUAUCGUGAAUCUUCUCCCAGCAUGAGCGACUUGACCCAGCUGUCCCACAGACACAAUAAUGUCUUCGGUAACGCGGCGCCCCAACUCACCUGGACGGACAACGGCGUCGUCCCGGAAUGGUUUCAUGGGGGAAUCACCAGGAAGUCUGCAGAGGAGCUCCUGACGUCCAAGCUGCCGGGUUGCUUCCUGGUCCGAGUCAGCGAGAGCAGAGUGGGCUACACGCUUUCUUAUCGGGCGCAGAAACGCUGCAGACAUUUCAUGAUCGAGGCCAAAGGCGACUCCUUCGCCGUCGUGGGUGAGCACAUGAGUCACCCCGGUCUGCAGCAGCUGGUGGACUUUCACAGGAAGAUUCCCAUCGCGCCGUACACGGAGGUGCUGACGACCCCUUGUGGACAGACCUCGAAUGGUGGAAACAUUGAGAAGAAUUUGGAGAAUUCUAACCAGAUCCCUCAAGCAGCAGAAGAGGUCCUUCCUGCUCAAGAUGAAGUGAGAAGCCAAACACCUCCAGUCAAGCCUGUGCCAAAAAGCAGGAAGCGAUACGCCACCGACAAGAAGCCCUCUCCCGAGACCACGUGCACACCUGCGGACGCAGCACCUGCACUGCCCUGUGAUACACCCCCGGCAGGUGAAUGCUCGGAGACGACAACGGAGAGCAAGGAGAUGACGUGGGAACAGCUCUUCGAUGCGGUGCUCUUUCCUUACAUGGAGGAGAGCGAGAGACUCCCGCAGGAGUACAACCCUCCUCCACCCUUUGCACCAAAUUACCUCAAAGCAGGCCCUUAAUGGACAAGACAAGAAUAACAAACCACAAUGUAGGCUCUUAAUGGACAAGACAAGAACAACAAACCACAAUGCAGGCCCUUAAUGGACAAGACCAGAAUAACAAACCACAAUGCAGGCUCUUAAUGGACGAAACAAGAAUAACAAAACACAAUGCAGGCCCUUAAUGGACAAAACAAGAAUAACAAACUACAAAGCAGGCCCUUAAUGGAUAAGACAAAAAUAACAAACCACAAUGCAGGGCCUUAAUGGACAAGACAAGAAUAACAAACCACAAUGCAGGCCCUUAUUGGACAGGACCAGAAUAAUAAACAACAAUGCAGGCCCUUAAUGGACAAGAAAAAAACCCCACAAUGCAGGGCCUUAAUGGACAAGAAAAAAAACCCACAAUGCAGGGCCUUAAUGGACAGGGCCAGAAUAAAAAACGCAAUGCAGGCCCUUGAUGGACAAGACAAGAAUAAAAAAACACAAUGCAGGCUCUUAUGGUAAAAGACAAUAAUAACAAACAACAAUGCAGGCCCUUAAUGGACAAGACAAGAAUAACAAAACACAAAGCAGGCCCUUAAUGGACAAGAGAAUAAUAACAAACCACAAUGCAGGCCCUUAAUGGACAAAACAAGAAUAACAAACUACAAUACAGGCCCUUAAUGGACAAGACAAGAAUAACAAACCACAAUGUAGGCUCUUAAUGGACAAGACAAGAACAACAAACCACAAUGCAGGCCCUUAAUGGACAGGACCAGAAUAAUAAACAACAAUGCAGACCCUUAAUGGACAAGACAAAAAUAACAAACCACAAUGCAGGCCCUUAAUGGACAGGACCAGAAUAAUAAACAACAAUGCAGGCCCUUAAUGGACAAGACAAAAAUAACAAACCACAAUGCAGGGCCUUAAUGGACAAGACAAGAAUAAAAAACACAAUGCAGGCCCUUAAUGGACAAAACAAGAAUAACAAACUACAAUACAGGCCCUUAAUGGACAAGACAAGAACAACAAACCACAAUGCAGGCCCUUAAUGGACAGGACCAGAAUAAUAAACAACAAUGCAGGCCCUUAAUGGACAAGACAAAAAUAACAAACCACAAUGCAGGCCCUUAAUGGACAGGACCAGAAUAAUAAACAACAAUGCAGGCCCUAAUGGACAAGACAAAAAUAACAAACCAGAAUGCAGGGCCUUAAUGGACAAGACAAGAAUAAAAAAACACAAUGCAGGCUCUUAAUGGACAAGACAAGAAUAACAAACCACAAUGUAGACUCUUACUGGACAAGACAAGAACAACAAACCACAAUGCAGGCCCUUAAUGGACAAAAUAAGAAUAACAAACUACAAUGCUGGCCCUUAAUGAACAGGAACAGAAUAACAAACCACAAUGCAGGUCCUUAAUGGACAAGACAAGAACAACAAACCACAAUGCAGGCCCUUAAUGGACAAGACAAGAAUAACAAACUGCUCACUGCCCUGGACGUCACCUGAAGGUUUUGUUCCCCAACCUGCAAAAUGUGAACUUUUGAGAGCGCCUCAUCUCAACAUCCGCCAUCUGUAUGAAAUGCAUUCACGUCACGUGCAUGAGAUGCUCGUGCUUGACUCUCAGAUGGACAAGUUCAGCAACUCAUUAUUUAUACAUCUUAUUGUCCUUCCUUUAUGAUGGACACUAAAGAAGUGUAUUCAGCUUGUAGGGUUAACAACUCUUAUUGUCACCUCUAUUUUAUAUAUUUAACAUAUAUUUUACUUAUGUUACACAGAACUGACUUUAACAAAAUGCAGUCAACUAUGAACAGCUAUUAAAAUACUAUUGACAUGUUUGUAGGAAAUUAAAUACAUGUAAAUAAAUUGAUUCAAUGUGAAAUCAGUGUAGAUUUCAAAAUAAAUUUAUAAAUCAUUUAAAUAAA
Molecule: messenger RNA, 2821 nt
Organism: Nerophis ophidion (straightnose pipefish)
Lineage: Eukaryota; Metazoa; Chordata; Actinopteri; Syngnathiformes; Syngnathidae
Gene: hsh2d
Product: hematopoietic SH2 domain containing
Exons: 6
Coding region: 173-934 (253 amino acids)
Cellular component (GO): cytoplasm
Source: RefSeq, a predicted model, not a curated record